CCAUUCUCAACUUAGUGCAGUCGGCUAUAAAGCGGUAAACCGUACGCUGGAGCUCUUCAUUCAUAUUUCUGAACUCAAACGGUGAGCACAUUCCGAACGUGUAUUGUGGCAUUCAGUGAUAGCUAAAACUAAAGGUGUUCUUGUGAAUUCUUUUUUACCUAAACGGUACAUUAAAAUAUUUGUUCAGACGAUAAAACUAUUUAAAAGCUUUUAUUCAAAUCAUACAAACAAACAAUUAAACAAACACAUUUGUGGCACUUGCAAGCUCACAAUCAACGUCAUUAUCAGAAGUUUCCGCCUGGGUCAUCAAUAACGUAUAAAAAUGCAACAUUUUUCGCCUAUUUAUUAUUUAGCAGUAAUAUUUAUCGCUGUAUUGGUCACACACAGCGAAGCAAAACCAGGUGGAUGUGCACUUUACGGUCAUUCCUGUUAUGGUGGCCACGGAAAACGAUCUGACGUACCGCGAGUCGAUAUGUUAUCUUUGGAAACGCCUCAGGACAAACCAUAUUCAAAUAUAAACAAAGAAAUUUUCUAUCCCACAAACAAUGAACUGAAUGGAGUCAAUCAAAUAGAUUCAAACAAUGAGAAUCGUUGGAAAUCAAGAAAUGAGUUCAACUUCGCUUUAUUCAAUUUGCUAAGACGAUGGAUUGACGAUGCAAAAAAGGGUUCGGAAGAAGUACAACAACAAACGCCAGAAGCGGAUACAAUCUUUAAAAACACCUUCGUCUGAACGUAAAUUGGACCGAACCUGUAUCCAGCACAAUCGACAAAUAUCUAGAAGUUUAAUGUAUAUUUUA
This is a messenger RNA of Sitodiplosis mosellana (orange wheat blossom midge), 797 nucleotides long. RefSeq names its product neuropeptide CCHamide-2-like. Gene Ontology annotation, biological process: neuropeptide signaling pathway. The record is from RefSeq and is a predicted model, not a curated record. Gene Ontology annotation, molecular function: neuropeptide hormone activity. Lineage: Eukaryota; Metazoa; Arthropoda; Insecta; Diptera; Cecidomyiidae. The coding region runs from base 323 to 730 and encodes 135 amino acids. The transcript has 6 exons.